Messenger RNA from Closterium sp. NIES-65, 1494 nucleotides. Lineage: Eukaryota; Viridiplantae; Streptophyta; Zygnematophyceae; Desmidiales; Closteriaceae. The record is from the annotation of a GenBank genome assembly.
AUGCUCAGAACAUCACGUGUGACGUCCACGGCAUGGUUGUUGCCAUCUCACAAAUCAUGGGCCACAAGAUCCGUCAUAACCACCGAGGCAGGAAGAGCAGCAGAGGCGAGACAAGGAGGCAGCAGAGGCGGCAACUGGCGCCAAGAGCAUCGGUUGGAGAGGAAUAUGAGGCAUAAGAUGUGCAACCCCAUGUAUGGAGAACGGGGUGGUUCGGGGCGAUUCGUGCGUGUGCAUGGAGGGUGGUAUGGUUUUUGCAUGGCGUUUGUGGGCAUAUCGCGCCAGUGCAUGUUGACUGGGAGGUACCGUCAUUUGAUUUCAUUCAUACACCAGGCCAACCCUUUUCCCUUCAUCUUUCAAUCCAAUUCCGCUCCCUUUUCCCUCUUCGUGCCCUCCUUUUUGUCUCCUCUCCACUUCUCCUUUCCCCCUUUUCCCCCCUUUCCCUCUUUUUCCCCUCCUCCACUUUCCCCUCCCCUUUUCCUCGCUUUCCCUCCCUUCCUGCCCCUUUCCCCUCCCCUUCCCCACUUCUUCCCCUCCCCUCCUCGGUCCCCUUGCCCUCCCCUUUCCCUCCGCUUUUCCUCCCGCAAAAAGAUGGAGAUGUUGCAGUUUUCAUGGGAGAGGGGCUCAUGGGAAGGGAAAGGGGGACGCGGAAAAGGGAAAGGGCUAUGGGAUAAGGAAGAGGGGUAUGAGGUAAGGAAGAGGGGUAUGGGGGAAGGGGGUAUGGGGGAUGGGGCGGAUGCUGGGAAGGGGGAUGAGGGAAAGGGAAAGGGGAUGCUGGGUAGGGGGAUGGGGGAAAGGGAAAGGGGGAUGCUGGGUAGGGGGAUGGGGGAAAGGGGGAUGCUGGGAAGGGGGAUGGGGGAAAGGGAACGGGGGAUGCUGGGAAGGGGGAUGGGGGAAAGGGAAAGGGGUAUGCUGGGUAGGGGGAUGGGGGAAAGGGAAAGGGGGAUGCUGGGUAGGGGGAUGGGGGAAAGGGAAAGGGGGAUGCUGGGUAGGGGGAUGGGGGAAAGGGAAAGGGGGAUACAGGGUGUGCCUUCCCGUCCCUUCUACUCUCGAUGCCUCUCCUCUCGUCCCCUCCCGUCCCGUCCCCUCCUCUCUCGUCGCGUCCCCUCCACUUUCGUCGCGUCGCAUCCUCUCUCGUCGCGUCCCCUCCUCUUUCGUCGCGGCGCCUCCUCUCGCGUCGAUUCCCCUCCUCUCUCGCCGUGUCCCCAACUCUCUCGUCGCGUCCCCUUCUCUCUCGUCGCGUCCCCUUCUCUCUCGUCGCGUACCCUCCCGUCCCUUCCGGUCUCGGCGCGAAUCCUCCCGUCCGCGACGGCGACGGCGCUGGCGCUCGCCUUGCUGCCUUCCUCUCCGCUGCCGCUCCGCUACCGCUUCCGCCGAUGUCUCUCCCUCUCAGCUUCCGCCGAUGCCUCUCCCUCUCAGCUUCCGCCGAUGCCUCUCCCUCGUCGCUUCCGCCGAUGUCGCUCCGCUACCGCUUCAACUAUCUUUAUGCUCGCCUAA